This is a messenger RNA of Budorcas taxicolor (takin), 3530 nucleotides long. It is a transcript of the gene PRDM10, whose product is annotated as PR/SET domain 10. NCBI's taxonomy places the organism in Eukaryota, Metazoa, Chordata, Mammalia, Artiodactyla, Bovidae. The coding region runs from base 1 to 3465 and encodes 1154 amino acids. Gene Ontology annotation, cellular component: nucleus. The transcript has 22 exons. Gene Ontology annotation, molecular function: protein binding. The record is from RefSeq and is a predicted model, not a curated record.
AUGGAUUCCAAAGAUGAAAGCUCACACGUGUGGCCCCCGGCUGCAGAGCACGAGGAGAACGCUGCACAGGUGCAUUUUGUUCCAGACGCUGGAACUGUGGCCCAGAUCGUCUACACCGAUGACCAGGUCCGUCCGCCGCAGCAGGUGGUGUACACGGCAGAUGGUGCCUCCUACGCCUCCGUGGAUGGUCCUCAGCACACACUGGUCUACAUCCAUCCCGUGGAAGCUGCGCAGACGCUGUUUACAGACCCAGGCCAAGUAGCUUAUGUCCAACAGGAUGCUACAGCUCAGCAGGCCUCGCUGCCGGUGCACAACCAGGUGUUACCCUCAAUUGAGAGUGUGGAUGGCUCGGACCCUCUGGCGACUCUGCAGAACCCCAUGGCCAGACUGGAGGCCAAGGAGGAGGAGGACGAGGAUGAGGACGAGGAUUCUGAGGAUGAGGAGGAGGAAGACGGGGAGGACACUGACCUGGACGACUGGGAACCUGACCCGCCUCGGCCCUUCGACCCCCACGACUUGUGGUGCGAGGAGUGUAACAACGCACACUCUUCCGUGUGCCCGAAGCACGGCCCGCUGCACCCGAUCCCCAACCGGCCAGUGCUGACGCGGGCACGGGCCAGCCUCCCGCUGGUGCUCUACAUUGACAGAUUCCUGGGCGGCGUGUUCUCCAAGAGGCGCAUCCCCAAGCGCACCCAGUUUGGCCCCGUGGAGGGGCCACUGGUCAGGGAAUCGGAGCUGAAGGACUGUUACAUCCACCUCAAGGUUUCUCUCGAUAAAGGGGACAGAAAGGACAGGGAUUUGCAUGAAGACCUGUGGUUUGAGUUGUCGGACGAGACCCUCUGUAACUGGAUGAUGUUCGUACGUCCGGCCCAGAACCACCUGGAGCAGAACCUGGUGGCAUAUCAGUAUGGUCACCACGUGUACUACACAACAAUCAAGAACGUGGAGCCCAAGCAGGAGCUCAAGGUGUGGUAUGCUGCUUCCUAUGCCGAAUUUGUGAACCGGAAAAUCCAUGACAUUUCUGAGGAAGAGCGGAAAGUUCUUCGAGAGCAAGAGAAGAAUUGGCCCUGCUAUGAAUGCAACCGCCGAUUUAUAAGCUCUGAACAGCUGCAGCAGCAUCUCAAUUCUCACGAUGAGAAACUGGAUGUGUUCAGCAGAGCAAGAGGCAGAGGAAGGGGCCGAGGCAAGAGACGGUUUGGCCCUGGUCGAAGGCCAGGACGUCCUCCCAAAUUUAUCCGGCUGGAGAUAACCAGUGAAAAUGGGGAAAAGUGUGAUGAUGGGACACAGGACCUGUUGCAUUUUUCCACCAAGGAGCAGUUCAAUGAGGCUGAAGCUGCGACUCCUAACGGGCUGGACCAACCAGAGCAGCCCACCCUCCCGCUCCCUCAGCUGCCCUCGGAAGCCCCGUCUUCUCUGGAGCAGGAGCCGGACACACAUGAGCUGCACCUGCAGCCCCAGCAUGAGGAGAGUGUGCUGCCCGCCCAGAGCACCCUGACGGCUGACGACAUGCGCCGUGCCAAGCGCAUCCGGUUGGAGCUGCAGAAUGCAGCUCUGCAGCAUCUGUUCAUUCGGAAGUCUUUCCGGCCUUUUAAAUGCUUGCAGUGCGGGAAGGCCUUCCGCGAGAAGGACAAACUGGACCAACACUUGCGCUUCCAUGGGCGGGAGGGGAACUGCCCGUUGACCUGUGACCUCUGUAACAAGGGCUUCAUCAGCAGUGCAUCCUUGGAGAGCCACAUGAAGCUCCACUCGGACCAGAAGACUUACUCUUGCAUUUUUUGCCCAGAAUCCUUUGACCGCCUUGAUUUGUUGAAAGAUCACGUGGCCAUUCAUAUCAAUGAUGGCUACUUCAGCUGCCCAACUUGUAAGAAACGGUUCCCAGAUUUUAUCCAGGUGAAGAAGCACGUGCGCAGCUUCCACUCGGAAAAGAUCUACCAGUGUACGGAGUGUGACAAGGCCUUCUGCCGUCCCGACAAGCUGCGUCUGCAUAUGCUCCGGCACUCGGACCGCAAGGACUUCCUGUGCUCCACGUGUGGGAAGCAGUUUAAGCGGAAAGACAAACUCCGGGAGCACAUGCAGAGGAUGCACAAUCCUGAGAGGGAGGCCAAGAAAGCCGACCGCAGCAGCCGCUCCAAGACGUUCAAGCCCCGUAUCACGUCCACCGACUACGACAGCUUCACGUUCAAGUGCCGUCUCUGCAUGAUGGGCUUCCGGAGGCGGGGCAUGCUGGUAAAUCACUUAUCAAAGAGGCACCCAGACAUGAAGAUAGAAGAGGUGCCAGAGUUAACUCUGCCCAUCAUAAAGCCCAACCGUGACUACUUCUGUCAGUAUUGUGAUAAGGUUUACAAAAGUGCCAGCAAGCGAAAAGCCCAUAUUCUGAAGAACCAUCCCGGGGCCGAGCUUCCACCAAGCAUUCGGAAACUUCGCCCCGCGGGCCCCGGAGAGCCAGACCCUAUGCUGAGCACCCACACCCAGCUCACAGGCACCAUAGCCACCCCACCCGUCUGCUGCCCUCACUGCUCCAAGCAGUAUAGCAGCAAGACCAAGAUGGUACAACACAUUCGAAAGAAGCACCCAGAAUACGCCCAGCUCCCCAACACCAUACACACACCUCUGACCACAGCUGUGAUCAGUGCAACGCCAGCUGUCCUAACCACCGACAGUGCCACUGGAGAGACCGUGGUGACGACAGACCUGCUAACCCAGGCAAUGACAGAGCUGUCCCAGACCUUAACGACGGAUUACCGAACACCACAAGGGGACUACCAGAGAAUCCAGUACAUCCCUGUGUCACAGUCUACGUCCGGCCUGCAGCAGCCUCAGCACAUACAGCUUCAAGUGGUGCAGGUGGCUCCGGCCACUUCCCCACACCAGUCCCAGCAGUCCACGGUGGAUGUCGCCCAGCUCCACGACCCUCAGACCUACACACAGCAUGCCAUCCAGGUGCAGCACAUCCAGGUCACCGAGCCCCCUGCCCCUGCUAUGUCCACAUCCCAGGUGGCUGGGCAGCCGCUGAGUCCCUCCCCACAGCAGUCUCAGCAGGGGCUCAGCCCCUCGCACGUCGCAGGUAGCUCCUCACAGGGCCAGGCCCUCCAGCAGCCUCCCCAGGGCUCCACGGUCCAGCACACGUACCUCCCCAACACCUGGAAUUCCUUCCGUGGCUACUCAUCAGAGAUUCAAAUGAUGACACUUCCCCCAGGUCAGUUUGUGAUUACAGACAGUGGUGUGGCAACUCCGGUCACCACUGGCCAAGUGAAGGCGGUCACUCCGGGUCAUUAUGUGUUAUCAGAAAGUCAAUCAGAAUUGGAGGAAAAGCAAGCAUCUGCUCUCUCUGGAGGAGUCCAGGUUCAGCCAGCUGCACACAGUGACUUGGACCCCCAGACCACCAGCCAACAGCCCACCCAGUACAUCAUCACAACCACCACCAACGGGAAUGGGAACAGCGAAGUGCACAUCACUAAACCCUAACUCCUACCCUCAAGCCAGAAUCAAGCAGUCACAUCAUGUCUUUUCUUAUUCAUAUGUCUGGAAGC